AGCUCAAAACCUCAUUUGCAAUCAUGGCUGAGCCUCAACCGCCUGCCGCAACCACCGAUGGGGAACCUCCCAAGGAGCCUUCCAAGAACGCCUUGAAGAAGGCUCAGAAGGAGAAGGAAAAGGCUGAGAAGAAAGCCGCCGCCAAAGCCCGCGAACUCGCUGAACGCACUAAACAACAAGCCGCAGCCGCCGAAGACAUUUCUAAGGACGCGUACGGCGAGCUCCCCCUUAUUGGAAGCAAGGACUUCAAACCCACUGGUGCUCAGCGCUCCGACCUUUCCGACAUCGCCAGCCUGGAAGAUAAGGAGAUUGUCUUCCGAUGCUGGGUUGAGAACGCGCGGCCGCAAGGCGCAAAACUCGCCUUCUUGAAUCUGCGCCAGGGAUUGAACACGGUGCAGGCUGUUGUUGCGGCGAGCGAGACUCUAAGUAAGCACAUGGUUAAGUUCGCGCAGAACGUAAGCACGGAGAGUACGCUUGUUGUUACUGGGACGGUCAAGCGAGUGCAAGAGCCUAUCAAGAGCGCUACGAUUAAGGACUUUGAGAUCCAUGUUUCGAAGCUUUUCGUCGAGGCGAAGGCCCAUGUGCUGCCGCUGCAGGUCGAAGAUGCAGAGAGACCUUUGCCAACGGAAGGGGCGGCAGAGGAAAUCAAAGAAGGGGAGGGUCGGCCGUUGGUAGGAUUGAAUACACGAUUGAACCACAGGACGAUUGAUCUCAGGGCGAAGAUCAAUCAUGCCAUCUUCGUUAUCAAGAGCGGAGUUUGCACGCUUUUCCAGGAGUUCUUAGGCCAGAGGGGAUUCGUGCUAAUACAGACGCCGAAGAUUUUGGGGGCGGCGUCAGAGGGAGGAGCGAAUGUAUUUGAGGUCAAGUACUUCGACAAAAAGGCUUUUUUGGCUCAGUCGCCUCAGCUGGCAAAGCAGAUGUGUAUUGCAUCGCGCUUCCAAAGGGUCAUGGAAAUUGGGCCUGUCUUCCGCGCCGAGAACUCUAAUACUGCUCGUCAUCUCACCGAAUUCACGGGUCUGGAUCUUGAAAUGGAAUUCCAGGAAAACUACCACGAAGUCAUGGGACUCUUGGAAGACCUCAUGCUCUUCAUCUUCAAGGAGCUGAAUAGCCGCUACAAGAAGGAAACGGACCUCGUCCGCAGCGUGUACCACGUUGAAGACUUCAAGCUCCCCGAGUCUGGGAAAGUGCCUAGGAUCCCGUUCACGGAGGGUAUUAAGAUGUUGAGGGAGGCAGGCGAGGACUUGAAUGAUUACGAUGAUUUGACGACGCCGCAGGAGAAGCAUUUGGGAAGAUUGGUGUUGGAGAAAUAUGGCAGCGACUUUUAUACGCUCGACCAAUUCCCCCUCGCCAUCCGCCCCGCCUACACCAUGCCCUCUCCCCACGACCCCAAGCUCUCAAACUCCUACGACAUGUUCAUGCGCGGUCAAGAAAUCUUGUCGGGCGCCCAACGUAUCCACGACGCAGACCUUCUUGCCAAGCAGAUGCGCGCUCACGACCCGCCUAUUGACCCUGAUGGCCCCGGGAUGAAGGACUAUGUAGAUUGCUUUAGGUAUGGAUGUCCGCCACAUGCUGGUGGUGGUUUUGGGUUGGAGAGGAUUGUCCAGUUUUGGCUUGGGUUGCCCAAUAUUAGGAUGACGAGCUUGUUCCCCAGGGAUCCGCAGCGGGUGGCGCCUUAGAUGGACAAGAAUUUCUGCGUGAUGCAGAUGAAUGGGCGUGGCGUCUAGUUGAGCAAUGCACACAAUAAGGGAAAAGGACAAGGAAAUGCAAUGGUAUAGAGUCAUAUAAGCGGAAGGCUCGUCAAUUUUCAUGAUUUAAGAUGUCAUCAGGCCUC
Molecule: messenger RNA, 1831 nt
Organism: Westerdykella ornata
Lineage: Eukaryota; Fungi; Ascomycota; Dothideomycetes; Pleosporales; Sporormiaceae
Product: aspartyl-tRNA synthetase
Exons: 4
Coding region: 24-1676 (550 amino acids)
Biological process (GO): aspartyl-tRNA aminoacylation
Cellular component (GO): cytoplasm; cytosol; aminoacyl-tRNA synthetase multienzyme complex
Molecular function (GO): RNA binding; ATP binding; aspartate-tRNA ligase activity
Source: RefSeq, a predicted model, not a curated record